Molecule: messenger RNA, 1108 nt
Organism: Anthonomus grandis grandis
Lineage: Eukaryota; Metazoa; Arthropoda; Insecta; Coleoptera; Curculionidae
Product: glutathione S-transferase 1-1-like
Exons: 3
Coding region: 67-720 (217 amino acids)
Biological process (GO): glutathione metabolic process
Molecular function (GO): glutathione transferase activity
Source: RefSeq, a predicted model, not a curated record
UAUUAUUGUGAUAAAAGUUAGCUUUAAUAACACUUACAAGCCGCUACCGGUUCGUAUAAUACAAAAAUGCCUAAAUUGUACUGUACCCUUAUAAGUCCUCCCACCAGGGCGGUCAUGAUGUGCGCUAAUGUAUUGGGGGUUAAGUUGGAAUUAGUGGAGAUUGAUGUGCUGGCUGGGGACCAGCUUAAAGAAGAAUUUUUACGCAAGAACCCCUGUGAAACUAUUCCAGUCUUAGAAGAUGAUGAUGGAUGGAUCGUAGCUGAGAGUCACGCCAUUAAUGCUUAUUUAGUGGCCAAAUAUGGAAAGGAUGACCAAUUGUAUCCCAAAGAUUACAAAUUGAAGUCUCACGUUGAUGCAAAGUUACAUUUUGAUACUGGAGUUAUUUUUAUUAGAGGGUUAAAUAUCUCGAAACCUUUGGUUUACAGACCCGGUGGUGUUCAGCCAGAUGAGUUUCGCCUUAAACUUCUUAAAGAAGCUUUCGAAACUCUUGAUCGUAUGUUACAACGUACCAAGAGCGAUUAUAUAGUUGGUGAUAGACUCACUAUCGCAGAUUUCAGUUAUAUCACUUCAAUCACUCAAUGGAAUAUUUUCGUGCCUUAUAGCAGAUAUCCUUAUGUCGACGCGUAUAUUAAAAGAAUGAAGAAGUUACCAUUCUUCGAGUUAAAUGAAGAGGGAUGUAAUUUGUAUAAUGAGCUGAUUAAGAAAAAUCUUAAAGCUUGAAUAGUUUUAGUGUUUAUUGUAAGUUUUCUAGCUUUAUAAUGUAAAUUUGGUGACUAUUGAGUCGUCUAUUGAAUGUGCAUAAUAGAAAAAAAUUAGAAGGGAUAGAGUUUCGGUUUCCUAUUAUCUUCAAUUUAAAUUAACAUGAAAAAAUAGCAUACAUUUUGCAUAAUAACGUUUAUAUUUCAUCCUAUAAUUAUUACUUUUAUAGAAUAUAUAUUAUUAUGUAAUGGCUAAAAUAUCAAAUAAACAAGAUAAUGAUAUUUAAAGUUCCAAUUAACAAAAAUAGUUUAAUAAAUAUUUUUGUUUGUUUAAAACGAAUGCGUGCCCAAUUACAUUAAUUAAUUUUUAUUAGGAAAAUAACUUAGUUUAUCCUAAAAAGAUAAUGUGU